Sander lucioperca (pikeperch) is the source of this 2500-nucleotide messenger RNA. RefSeq names its product amphoterin-induced protein 2. Gene Ontology annotation, molecular function: protein binding. Gene Ontology annotation, cellular component: plasma membrane. NCBI's taxonomy places the organism in Eukaryota, Metazoa, Chordata, Actinopteri, Perciformes, Percidae. The transcript is spliced from 2 exons. The record is from RefSeq and is a predicted model, not a curated record. Bases 343 to 1854 code for a protein of 503 amino acids.
CUCUCAGGCAGGGCGACCCCUCCCACAGCAGUGCACAGCAGCAUGUAACCCGACCUGCAGGUGAACACUUUCUCCUCGCACUCUGACUGGAUCGUUUGCGGAGGGGGAGGGUGAAGUUGCCUUUAGGAUUUUUGUUUAUGUUUUUGUUUUUUUUAGGAUUCGCAUACGGGACGCGGUCCUGCAUCGCGUCCGGAGAGCGCGUGCGGAUAUGAAGGCAGACGAGAAGAUGAUUUGAAUAGGCAGCAGUGUGGGCGUAAAGUUCACUAUCAGAGGCUUGUAAACCUGACAUGUGUACACCCAGUGAGACAGUAACCUGAGACCCCAUUCUGAGGGAACACCAGGAUGCGUCCCAUCGCCUUACAGCUUUUAGGCAGGACCAGUGUUGGAGGCAGCUGUUGGAACCCUGCCUUUGCAGCUUUGCUGCUCUUCCUGUGUCUUGGCGUCCCUCCCUCUGUGGCCACUUGCCCACCCUGCUGCCUUUGUGCCAGUGAUAUAAUUUCCUGCAGCGGGUGCAAUCUGUCUGCGCUGCCCUCUGAUCUCCCAAGCUAUGCCACACGGUUGGACCUAAGCCACAAUGUCCUUACUGACCUGUCCAUGGACUGGAUUUCCCGACCGUUCGACCGGCUUGCUACACUGGUUCUCAGCCGAAACUCAAUAAGCCAAAUUGAGGUUAAUGCCUUCAAUGCGACGCCACAUCUCCUCCACCUGGACCUUUCUUCCAACCGACUAACAGUGCUGAACUCAUCCAUCUUUACUGGGUUGAAGGAACUGAAAGAGCUGUUGCUGUUUGGAAACCAGAUCAUCCAGAUGAACCCAGGGGCUUUCAGCGAUCUUUACAGCCUGCAGAGGCUUUACCUCUCUGGGAACAGACUGACGGCUUUCCCCCUGGGGCUUUAUUGGGAACCUGGAGGGCCUCGUAAUCUGACCUUUCUCGAUCUGUCCUACAACAUGCUCUCCAAGGUACCCGUCCAGAGCCUGCUAUCUCUCACCCAGCAAGGUGGAAUUUAUUUGCAGGAAAACCCUUUGGUCUGCGACUGUGCUUUACUCGCCUUGCAGGAGUACUGGAUGUGGAAACAGUAUCGUCCCCUGGUGGAAUUCAAAGGUGAAUAUCCAUGUAGAGACAAUUCAGAACCAUGGUCUGAAUGUAGCCAGGAGGUAGUUUCAGAUAUCCCCCUUGAGGCACAGACUUACCAAGUAGAGCCUGGUAAAUGGCUAAGAGUGCCAUGCCCAGGGUUUGCCUCUCCAGCCCAGGAGGGGUUGGAUUGGUUGUGGAUUACCCCCAAGACUGUAUUGAAUUCAUCAACCAAUGAUGCAAGUGCCCACCUAACAGUUUUACCCAAUGGCACCCUUGAAAUCCAAGGAGCCCUGAUGGAAGAUUCUGGUAUGUAUGGGUGCGUAGUUGCCCGUGGGCGCCACUAUGACCCCAACGAGUCUCCAGAAGUCAGUGUGGUGGUCGGAAACUUAAGCAAGGCCUCCACCAGCGGCUUGGCAGACAGAAGCGGUGCCGAGCAUUUCAACACAGCAUUCACCACCCUGGCUUCCUGUGUGGUCAGCAUCAUACUGGUGCUGCUCUACCUCUACCUCACUCCCUGUCGAUGCCGGGAAAACCGGGGAUCGAGAGGGUGCGGCGGACGAGCCUUCAUCCUCUGUUCAGACCCCAGAGAGGUAGAGUCAGGACAACUGCGGUCAAAUGGAAAAAGGGUGGCUUUCUUAGAGCCUCAGGCAGAGGACUCUGAUAUUGGUAUUCCAAAAACACCAGCAAUGCAUUUGGGUCAUGUUACCACUGAGGGAAUUCUCAAGAAUGGAAGUAGGACAGUGGGACUGACCCUUUCAGACCCUGCUCACAUGGCAUAGCAAGAAAACAACCUUUUGCACAUUCCUGUAUUCUGACAGUCUGAUCCAAGUGUUUUGUUUUCACUGUCUUGUUUCAGUACAUGAUGAGAAAAUCCAUUUCAUGUGAAGUAGUGUACUUGGAUUCUUGUGAAGUAGUUAUGCAUUGUAGGGUUCUGGUGUUUGGUCUGAAGCAGAAAAUUCAGUCCUUUUUGUAGGCAGAAUUUCAAAUAUGUCUCGAAUGUAAGUGGUGUCUUUUUUUUACAUUAAGAGUUCAUAUGGAAAUCUCACUGUUACCGCAGGAAAUUGUUAUUGCAGGGAUCACAAAGAUCAUAUAAAUGUAGGUGGUGUUUUAAAUUGGCUGAGAGGAAUAUUCACACCUGAUUUGAUAAGCUGCUAGAGGCAUUGAUGGUCAUUAUACUCUAUAUGUUUUGUGAAUACUGCCAUCACAGUGACCCUUUGUAAUUUUCAACCACCUGUCUCGUACUGUGGAUAUUUUUUUAAACAUGUCGGUAAUAUGUGUGAAAUUAUCUGAACUUUGAUGUUUUGCAGAUCACGCUGUCUGCUACACACCCUCUUCGAAUUAUGUGAAUCAAUUAUAAUCUUGUGAGAGUUCCUUUAUCAAAAGCAAAGAAACACUAUGAAGUGAGAACAGACGGAGUAGCCUGCC